AUGAUCAAGCCCAAAGAUACUCUCAUUUCUCCCACUCAACCCACUCGCACCACCAGAGAAAACAGAAUCACAUUCAAUACUCAGGACCUUGGAUUGUCCCCAGCGCACCAGUCUACACAGGGAUGUUUCCCCUCCCCCUUACAGCAAAGCUAUGCCGCUGUCGUCGCUUCGCCAAGCUAUGCCGCUGUCGUCGCUUCUGGCAAGGUUGCCAAUUCUUCAGCGGCGAAGCGCACCAAUUUCUCUGUUUGUCGGCCUGGCUCUACUCCUGAGACUUCAUACACAUCUGAACUUGCUUCUUCUGCCAAAAACAAGCUCCAGAAGGCCGUCAAUGCAGUUGCUGCCGCCGACAGAUCGAUGCAAUUCGCUGUUGUCAAAUCGAUUGUUUCUCAUUGUACUCAAGGAUACUCUUUUGUGCCCCCCCUGCCUUCAGAUACCAAAGUUUCUCGGUCUCCAGCCAACAAAAUGAAAAUAAAACUCAUUGCUUGUGAAAACAUUCAAAUAGGCUCUGGAACAUCUCUUCGACGCUCUUGCCGCCUCGCUGCAGUUGCCACUGGAAAGCUACAUGAAAUCAGGACUCCAGUAAUUUCCACCCACCCGAAUAAUGACGAGGCUUUUGAGACAUUUUCCUCCAAUGUGCCCAGUUCCGACUUGACUAGUAUCAACGAGGAGACCGACAGCAUUCUUGUAGCAAGAUCGGACCGAUCUUCAUCCCUCUCCGAUUCGCCGAGUAUUGAGGAAGAUACCAAAAACACUCAGCCAAUGCCAUCUCUUCAACCCAAAAAGAGAAAGCGCCGAAGGGCAAGGUUGGACAAAUGA
Puccinia triticina is the source of this 816-nucleotide messenger RNA. RefSeq lists its product as uncharacterized. The coding region runs from base 1 to 816 and encodes 271 amino acids. The record is from RefSeq and is a predicted model, not a curated record. The transcript is spliced from 5 exons. Lineage: Eukaryota; Fungi; Basidiomycota; Pucciniomycetes; Pucciniales; Pucciniaceae.